GCGCCCUGACCGUUUGUCCCCACAGAAGAUGGCCCCGACCUGCUUGCGGACCCUGCUGAGGUGCCGGUCCUUCGCCAUCCUCUUCCUCACGCCGCUGCUACUUCUGCCGCUGCCGAUCGCUGUGCCGACGCGGGGGACUGGAGCAGCUCCUUCCUGCACCUCAUCCCUGAAGCAUUUCUGCCACUCGGUCCCAGAUGUCAGGAGCGUGUGUUGCAGGUUGCACUCCAAAAUCUUCAGGCACUGGUGCUCAGCAGCCCAACUCACAGAAGGAGCUCUGUGCCAAUCUCUAUUCACCCUAAGGGUUGUGCCACUGCCAGGACCCGGGGCUCCCAUGGACCAAACCUGUCUUGCAAAUUGGAUGCAAUUCUUUUUGGGCGAAAGAUAAAUAUACACAUAACUGGCCUGCACAGUUAGAAUUGUGUCUUGCACUAUCUAGUAGUGGUGGCAGUGGACCGAAGACAGGACUUCUGGGUUCUCCAGCCCACUCUGCUGCUGAGGCUCUGAUACACUUCAGGGAGAGUUGCUGAGUUGCAUUCUUCAUCAGUGGUGCAGCCAGGAGCUGUGCAUUGUGUGUUAUGCAGUGAUCAUAACAGGUUUCAAAUGCAAUAUUCUCCAAUUCACAUCCAUCUUACUCUAGUAGCGGUGAUUGCACAACUCUUUUGCUUUCAGUGGAGCUAUACCAGCAUAAAAUUGGACUAACCCAGUGAAGAGUUUGGUCUCUAAUGUCUAGUAGCAUUCUUGGCAAAAUGUGAAGGGUUUUUUUUGGGGUAUUUUAGCCUACUAGAGCUUUAGCGGCUAUUCUAAUGCUAAAAGCAGCCUUUCUUCUGAGUGAUCUGUAUUGCUCAAUGUAUUAUAAAGUGCAGGAAAAUGUCAUGCAUAUUUAUAAAGCCAAGCUUGCCAGCCAUUCUGGUUCACCUGUCUAAGUAAUAUUCGCACUGCCUUUCAGUUGAAUGCUAGUGCUUUACAGAAAGAGGAAUUCCUGCCUGUUACACACUGCUUUGAUCAACACGGAGAUAAUUUCCCUAAAAAAAUAAGUAUGGCUUAAAUUUUUGGUAUUUGUAGGAACGUUAAGUCAUCAGUCUAAUCUGGGAAAUUACAGUAUUUCACAGUGGGAGAGGAAUAUUUCUGUUAGUGAUUGCUUUUUCAGCUCUCAGUGAGAAGGCAGCUCACUGUGUCUGCUGUCAGCUGACUAGACAGUGAAGAAACAUUCUGCGACUGUUCCCAUAAAUCACAGACAGAUAUAGGUAUAGAUACAGAUAUAUAUUUCAUUCCAGAUCCUUGGUUGUUUGAAUUGGUUAUGGUGGUUUGAGUUAAUUUAUAAGCAUGGUUGUAUUUUUGAACUUCAUAUAAAUUAUUUACUCUCCACUCUAUGGAACCAAAGUUUCUUCCGUAUUGUGAAUUUUAGUCACUUAGGGUUGUUUAUCUGUUUUUCAUACUGGCAAAGAUUAACUACAGUCAGUUCUAGCACUUGGCUACUGUGGUGUAGCAUAAAUUCUGUCAAGAGCUCACCUCAUACUUGUUAAGGGAAGAGACCUAUACAGGAUGUGUCUGAUAUCUUUUAGUGUCUGAAGAAAUAUUUUUGUCAAAACUUGUGCUCUAAUUCAUUCCUGGAAACCUGGAGGGAAAAAAAAAAAUAAAUCUGAUUACUGACAAAGGCUGUUUUCUAGUUCCUCAGCUUCUCAACAAAAUGAAGGAAAACACACCCCUAUUUAUAAAUAUCACCUUACAGCUCUUUUUAAAUGUCACUGUAACACCAUUUAUUUUUGCAAUAGAGUCCCAUUUGUUGUUUUAGAAUAAAAUCCUGUAAACACAUACUCUAAACAUGAGGAGAUUCUGGGCUACAGAACACUGACUGAAGCUUUAAAACCCUGUUUACUGUUGGCUAAUGAAUGCUUGCUUCUCUGAACAGCUUUGAAAGUACAAACCAAGAAGGGCUAUCUAUCUUACAGGAAUGCCUGAUCAACUGUGUAAAAAGGUUACAACAUUUUUAAUCUAGGGAAUCCCCUUUCCCCAUCUAGGUAAGCACAGUCUGAAUUGGGAAAGUAAUGAAAUACCUCUGAUGUGCUUAGUCACAAAAAAAAAAAAAAAAAAGGCAAAAGGAUUUUACUUUAAAAGUUACCUUAAAAAGUUAAGAACUUUUAAAUUAUUCAGUGAUAAUAGUUAGAACUUUCGAAUGAUUCAGCGACAAUAGUUUCUGGGCUCAGGUGUGCCAGUGGACACACCUCAAAGACUUGUGAAUUUCACACAAGCUAAUCACAUGCACUGGGAAAUUUGGCCAUCCAUUUCAAAAUAAUUAACUCAAAAUAGAAAUGCCCAAAUCUACAAACAUGAUUAACAAUUCUUGGCUCCUAGAUGUGAAAUCUGCUCACCUCAGCUGCCAAAAGGUAAUUGCACAGUGCAAACUGUACGUACCUAGUUGUGGAAGGUUUGUUUUUCUCACACUGUACAUUUUGGGAGGGUGCAUUAAAACAAAUACUGUGGUCAAAAAGAUCUUUUCAUGCAAGCAACUUCAGAACAAGGUUUAAAAGUACAAGUUUAAAUCCUCAGGUUUUCUGCUACCUAUUUCAGCAUAACUGGUUAAACUACAGACAAUGGAGUAUUCAGGCCUUUUGUAAGAGCUACCAACAUGUUUCUUUAAGAAUAAUUUUCUGUGCUUAAAUGUGUCUUCCAUUAUAUUGCAGGAGGCCAAAUGUGCGUAUAUGAUCAUCAUCAUGGCUGUGUACUGGUGCACUGAAGUGAUCCCACUGGCUGUUACCUCCCUCAUGCCUGUGGUAUUUUUCCCUCUGCUUGGAGUUCUGAGCUCUAAAUCAGUGUGCUUUCAGUACCUAAAUGACACAAGCAUGCUCUUCGUUGGAGGGCUGAUUGUUGCAAUUUCUGUUGAACAUUGGAAUCUUCACAAAAGGAUCGCGCUGAAGGUCCUGCUGAUUCUUGGGGCGAAACCUGCACUCCUCAUGCUGGGAUUUAUGAUUGUCACUGCUUUCCUGUCCAUGUGGAUAAGUAACACAGCCACCACUGCUAUGAUGGUUCCCAUUGUCCAGGCUGUCCUGGAUCAGAUGGACAACACAGAGUACAAUAUGACCAUGAUGGAACAAGCAACUGGGCAAACAAACAAGGUGAUCGAGCUGGAGGAAAAGAAUGCAUCAGAUCCCACUUCAGUGCAUGCCAUAAGCAGUGGACAAGACCCCGAUGACCCCAGAUCUGACGAAAAGAAGAGGAAGAAGCAGAUAUGUAAGGGAAUGACACUUUGCAUAUGCUAUGCUGCCAGCAUUGGAGGAACUGCAACACUCACUGGAACAGCACCAAAUGUGGUAUUGAAAGGCCAGAUGAAUCAGUUAUACCCCAACAAUAAUGAUAUUGUGAAUUUUGCUUCCUGGUUUGGGUUUUCAUUCCCAAACAUGAUUCUGAUGUUGGUACUAGCUUGGCUUUGGUUACAGUGCUCCUUCAUAGGACUCAACUUUAAGGAAAGCUGGGGCUGUGGAGUAGAGAAAAGUGAUAAAGAAAAAGCUGCGUACAAUGUGCUGAAGACAGAAAUGAAGAAGUUAGGCCCUAUCUCUUAUGCUGAAUUCAAUGUCCUCCUAAUGUUUAUUUUGCUGGUUCUCUUGUGGUUUUCCAGACACCCAGGCUUUAUAAAAGGCUGGGCCGCCGGAAUCUUCCCAGGAGGAGAAAAGUAUAUCACUGAUUCUGCUCCUGCUAUGUUUAUUGCCUUGCUACUCUUUAUCCUUCCUGCUAACAAACCCAAAUUCACGGGCUGGAAUGCAAGCACGUCUGACCCUGAACAGACUAAAGAAGAUGUAAAAAAGCCAUUUUUAUCAGACCCGCUGCUAGAGUGGAAUGUGGUUCAAAGGAAGAUGCCCUGGAGCGUUGUGCUGCUGCUGGGAGGAGGUUUUGCUUUGGCUGAUGCAAGCGCAAAAUCUGGGCUCUCAGUUUGGCUGGGUCGUCAAAUGACUCCAUUAGGAUCCAUCCCACCAUGGGCCAUUGCAACGGUACUUUCACUUAUAGUAGCUGUCUUCACGGAAUGCACCAGCAAUGUAGCCACAGCCACCCUCUUCCUACCUGUCUUUGCAUCCAUGGCUGCAUCUAUCAAAAUCAAUCCUUUGUAUCUUAUGCUGCCUGGUACUCUCAGUACUUCCCUUGCCUUCAUGCUACCUGUUGCAACACCGCCAAAUGCGAUAGUGUUUUCCUAUGGCCACAUCCGUGUUUGGGAUAUGGUUAAAGCUGGAGUAGUGAUGAACAUCAUUGGAGUCUUCUGUGUCUCAGUGGCCAUCAACACAUGGGGAAGACCUAUGUUUGGGCUGGACACAUUGCCAACCUGGGCAAACACCACAGCUAUCCCGUGAGCGGUGAAGAAUUCAUGUGUUCAACAAGGAAAGGACCCUUAAUACUCCUCCUUAUUGCCCAAAGCCCUAUACAGAGUCUCUUCACCACUUCAGAUCUAGCGUCAGGUGUUUGUUUCCUUCUGGGAGGCACACAUCAGUUCAGGAUGAACCAGCUGUUCUAUCAAAUGGUUUGAACUAUCCUAUCACCAGUAUGGACUGGUAAAUCAUUAGCAUUGAGCACUGCACUCAAGCAGGGACUGAAAAUUCAUUACCUGUUACUUACAUCCACAAGUCAGCAGCUAUACAAAGAAAUCCCUGUUGUCACUUGUCUAGUGAAAGAAGGGGUAUACUAUGUUAUGUUAUGUUAUGUUAUGUUAUGUUAUGUUAUGUUACGUUGCGUUAUGUUAUGCUAUGCUAUGCUAUGUUAUGCUAUGUUAGGUUAUGUUAUGCUGUGUUAUGUUAUGCUAUGUUAUGUUAUGUUUCUGCGCCUGAGGAACAUUUAAGGAAUGGAAAUACGAAGGGUAAGUGGUUGGUUUGUUGGGGGUUUUUUCGGCUGUAGCUUGAUGCCCCGUAACAGCAGGAGUCAAAAGAUCAAAGACCCUGAUAAAUACUGGAAGGCAUGAAUGCCCAUAAUUACCACUGUUAUGCAGAUGAGAGCUCCGCUGUUCAUACACUUUGUGAAGCAUUUAUAAAGCCUGUGUAGCAGGGUCACUCUGUAAAGACUGUGCACUAUUAAAACCUCCAUCAGUGAGAGUACUGGAACUGUUGCAGUAAAGUUCCACCAGAAAAAGCCUGUAAUAAUAGUCUCUGGAAAUGUCUUAACUAAGAGAUUAACCAAAGAUGUACAUGAUGCCUGGACAGCUGUGCUAAUACUACUGCAAUUCUUGCACUUAGAAGGUGGUGGCAAGCAAUUUUAGGAAUAAAGACUGUUUUGACUCUUCUUCCAGAAGUGGGAAUACUGGAUUCCAGGAAUAGUGCUGUUCAAAGUGUGGGCAGGACCCAUGUUCUUCUCCUUCUCUGUCACUUCUUAAUGUUCCUGAUACACGAGAUGCCUGUUCUCUGACUGAACAGAAUGAUCUGUGAAUAACAUCUUCCCUUUACUAGCCUGUUCUGCAUAGGAGCUAUUAAAGAUUCAGUUGGACUGUUUGGUGGCACUUAAGAUAACUGUAGAUCAAAGACAACAGGUGAAAUUGUUGCUGAACAGCUAAGAGACCGUGAAAGAAAAUGGUAAAGCAGCUGCUGUAAGUAUGCUGUGAUUUAAGACAAAGCUUGGCAGCAAUUUCUACAUCUUUCUCUCUCUUUUCCAAAAUACUAAAAUGAGUCUUUCUGUGUGAGGAACAGAGGUGAUGGCAAAAGAAAAUGGUAUCCUUGAAUGCUGUUCCUAGCAAUGUGGUCUUAUUCUGUACUGUUUAAUGCUCAUACUGCAUCAACAUAGCAUCUUCCAGUAAGAACAUGGUAAUUUUUCACCUGCUUAGAGAUUUAAAAGAGCAGCACUGAAUGGAUUCAGCUGAAUGAUGAAUCUGUUACAUGGAUUGAAAAGGGUGACUCUGAAUCCCGGCUGGGUAUUUAUUCAAUUUGUACCCCCUUUCCCUUUCUUACUUGAAAUUACCUUCUGGUGAAAAAGGAUGAAACUGAUUGAAUAAAAUUCUGUUUAUUGGGACUUACUGGGCUGGAUUUUCUUUCCAACACCACCAGAUCUUCAUGUCUGAAACAGCACUGAAACCAGUGGAGAUACUUUUCAGCUAGCAUAUGCAUAUCUUUCUGUUUGGAAAGCUCCUGGUGAAGAAAAAGUGUAUUAGGUGAUCACCCCAGGAUGCUCAUCUCGCAGUAAAAUUUUCAGCUUUUCCCUCUUGAAUUUCUAAAGCAAAUCUUACAGUUGGGGUGAGGAUUGACCCAAAGCCCAGUUAAGGAAAUGCAAAGUAUUAUAUUGCUCUUAAUAUGCUCAUGAGGAUCAGAUCCCGAGACUAUUUUUCUCCUUUUCUUUUUGCAGUGGUUAAACUGAAGGAAUGCAAGAUCAGGCACCUCAGCAAUUAUAAUUAUAGUGAGGGUUAUAUUUUCACAUUUUUCUCAGUUGUGUUCUAUAUAAAACUGUACAUUAAAAAAAACUUGGAUUUU
Messenger RNA from Strigops habroptila (Kakapo), 6431 nucleotides. RefSeq names its product solute carrier family 13 member 5 (gene SLC13A5). The coding region runs from base 2700 to 4337 and encodes 545 amino acids. Gene Ontology annotation, molecular function: sodium:dicarboxylate symporter activity; citrate transmembrane transporter activity; succinate transmembrane transporter activity. The transcript is spliced from 12 exons. Gene Ontology annotation, biological process: monoatomic anion transmembrane transport; citrate transport. Gene Ontology annotation, cellular component: membrane. Lineage: Eukaryota; Metazoa; Chordata; Aves; Psittaciformes; Psittacidae. The record is from RefSeq and is a predicted model, not a curated record.